AUCAGGUCUGCUCAGUCUCAGGGGAUGAGGUUGCUUCACUCUGGAAAGCAAGAAACGGAGAGAGAGGAAAAUUGCAGACCCUGACUCCAGACAGCACCCCCCACCCCCUCCAUCCAUCCACUCCCUUCCUUUCAUCCAUGAGCUCAGACAGCAAGACUCAGGGUGGUGCCUCCUUUUGCCAGGAGUCUGGUCCCGACUUCAGUCACAUGACACGGAAGUGGGGAAACAAGCCUCCAUCCCCCCCCCGCCCCUUCCAACACACACAAACCCCACCGUAAGAGAAUAGGAGCUGCGGUGGGUGCAACGUCGAGCCGGGUCUGUUGGCGAAGAAAACGAACCCCAAAAACCAAAGCGCCUCUCGCGGGGGGAGGCAAAAGAUGCAAAUGGUGCAGGAUCGAGUUGGAGAGGAAAGAUCCAGGGACGAGAGGAAGGGUAGGUGGAGAAAGCGGAGUCUGCUGGGGAAGGGGAAGGGGAAGAAAGAAAGGGGGGCGGCGACGACUGAGACAAGCAUAUGGGGCUCAGAAGUGGUCGGAGGGAGGGUUUAUUUCUUAGGGGACGCGUAUUUGUUUUGUCCCACUGGCCGCUUCUAGAUAAACAGGCUUUGCAGGGAUUUAUUGAUGCAUUUAUUGAUUCCUGCCAACCUAGCAGUUCGAAAGCACAUUAGUGCAAGUAGAUAAAUAGGUACCGCUCCAGCGGGAAGGUAAACAGUGUUUCUGUGCACUGCUCUGGUUAGCCAGAAGCGUCUUACUCAUGCUGGCCACAUGACUUGGAAGCUGUACGCCGGCUCCCUCGGCUAAUAAGCGAGAUGAGCACCGCAAAACCCCAGAGUCGGCCACGACUGGACCUAACGGUCAGGGGUACCUUUACCUUUACCUAUUGAUACGAAAGCCUGCAAGAUCUAGUUAGCGACCCCAAUCUUCAUUAAAAAAACAACAACAGUUUCUAGCAUUUGUAGAACCUGAGAUGUUUCUCCCUCUUUCUUGGAAAAUGCUUCUUUCUCUCCCCCCCCUCCCCAAAUUUCUGCAGACUACCAUGUUACCAUGUUAUCUUGGGACGCGGGUGGCGCUGUGGGUUAAACCACAGAGCCUAGGACUUGCCAAUCAGAAGGUCAGCUGUUCAAAUCCCCCCCCAUGGGUUGAGCUCCCGUUGCUCGGUCCCUGCUCCUGCCAACCUAGCAGUUUGAAAGCAUGUCAAAGUGCAAGUAGAUAAAUAGGUACCGCUCCGGCGGGAAGGUAAACAGUGUUUCUGUGCGCUGCUCUGGUUCGCCAGAAGCGGCUUAGUCAUGCUGGCCACAUGACCCGGAAGCUGUACGCCGGCUCCCUCGGCCAAUAAAGCGAGAUGAGCGCCACAACCCCAGAGUCAGUCACGACUGGACCUAAUGGUCAGGGGUCCCUUUACCUUUUACCUUUACCAAGUUAUCAGAGGUGAAAAAUAUGGGAAGAAUUGGGUUGUGUUUACACAUCAGGGACAAACUUUCUCUUACAAUCGACCUUUAAUUCUUUGGUUGUCUGUCUUACCCCUAAAGGGCCAGACAAUAAAGGAUUUUGGCACAGAUGGAAUAGCUGUCAUCGGAACUGGCUUUGAAGGAGUGGGCUUGAGGCUCACCUUUUCAUUUUUUUUAUUAUUAUUUUUUUGCCUUCAGCUCCCUUGAAAAACAACAAUUCCUCUCCAACUCUUCACAUAGAGGGAUUCUUCUCCCUUCUGUUGGCCUGCCUCCAGUGUUGGCAGUUUGCAAAAUAUAAAUGGUAAGAGCAGAAGAGGAGGAGAAACAGGAUCAAAGUCUGUUUAGGAUCUCUCUCAGGCUCUGGGGAAUCCACCAGGUUAGUAGAACAACAGUAAAUGAAAAAGAAAAGAGGAAGAAUAUAAAAAUAUAUUGGUGUGUACUAACUAUACUCACCAAGAUGGCCUGAUUGAAUUUCUAACAGCUGUAACUCAGACAUGUAUCUGGGGAAACAUUUGUUCAUUUCCUGACAUAUAUAUUUGCAUACUGCUGCUGCUGCUGCUGUAACCCACCUUUGAAUGAAGUUGCAACUCAACCCAAUAGUUGAAGAUUAAUGACUUGAAGUAGGAAAGGAACCUUUCUAAAGAGCUCCAGUUGCUUUGAUGCUUAAAGGGUGGGGGUAUUAAGAUCAAAGAAAAAACUCUGAUCCCAAUAAGUCUGUGACGAAUGCAAAGCAAUAAAUCAUUAAAAUCAGAGGGUUUCUACGAUUCACAGGUUAUAAACUUGAGGCACACCUGGAAUAACUUUAUAAAGCUGUGCCUGUGAUUUUACCAAAGGUGCAUUGCUGUUUGUCUUCAUUUAUAUUAAAUAUUAUAUUAAAGCAAGAGCUGUUUGAUGGGAAAGCUGGAUAUAAAACUUUUUAAUAAAUAUUUCCUAGGCCUCAGAGCUGAUUAAAAAAAAAAAAGAAAAGAUGGUGAGCUUCAGAUCCCAGAAAGUCCAGCACCAAAUUAAACCUCACAUUCUUACUCAGCCGGCAGCAUCAUUUAAGUGGCUGGAUUCUGAACUGCUAGGCAGUUUUGACAUCUGAAGGGAGCCCUGUUCAGGGAAGGUUUACUGUGUGAUGUUGUAUUGUGCUUUUACUAUUUUGUGUUGCGAGCGGCAUAUAAAUAAAUAAAUUCUUAUUAUAUUUUAAAAUGUUAGCUGUCUUGGAAUAGAACUUCUAAAGUGGCUUGCAUAGAUUCUCUUGCUUUCUCCUCAUAAGAUUUUGUUGUCCCACAGGAGGACAAACCAUAUAAUUUUACCUGCAACCCUUCGCCUUGCUUUCUCAUUGUUGCUCUCUGAUUGCAAACUCCUCUCUCUCUCUCUCUCUCUCUCUCCUUUGUAAAGGACAUCAUCCUGACUUGAAGCCCUGAGUGCUUUUGCCCCACCCACUUUUCCCGUAUUCAGUACAGCACAACAUUCAAGAUCCUUCCUAGAUGUACAGAUCCUUGGAAAGUGGAAAUGGCUGCGACAGGGUGGCCUCAGGUAUGUUGAUGGAGGCUGGGCUCACCCAAGAAUACAUUCUGCUGUCUUGAGGGAGAACUGUGAAUGUGCAGCAAUAAAACCAAGCUAAGCAGGGUCUGGUCUGGUUUCAAACUGGAUGGGGGACCACGUUUUGGAAUUCCUGCAUUGCAGACUAGAUGACCCUCGGAGGUCCGUUCUAACUCUACAAUUCUAUGAUUCUGUGACAAAUAUCCACAGAUAAACAUGCUGAAUUUCAUCACUCUCUAGAGCAGGGGUCUGCAACCUUUAAGACAAAAAGAGCCACUCGGACCCGUUUCCGAAGAAAAAACAACUGGGAGCCGCAAAACCAUUGCGACAUUUAAAACAAAUAUAUCUCCGGAGCCGCGAUCUGACAGUGGGCGGGAAGGUGACGUUGGGACGGUGCGUGACUAACGCACGCACCGCCCCCAUGCGACGUCACAGCCAGUACAGCGCCCGCCACAGUGGGGAGUGUCGGGGCGCACAAUGCGCCUCCUCCCCUCGCUAGUAUCCGCCCCGGAGCCGCAGCAAAGGUGUAAAAGAGCCACAUGCGGCUCCGGAGCCGCGGGUUGCUGACCCCUGCUCUAGAGCAUCAGAAUAUCUUCCAGUUGAUACUAUGCAUAGUUCUUUGAGCUGCUGGAAUUUCUUAGGCUGCCAACAUUUUCUAGUAGUUUGGAUUUCCCUCCACCCUUAAAGAAUAUGAGGGAAGUACUUGGCUACUGGCCAGGGAUGAUGGGAGCUGAAAUUCAGCAAGAUCUGGGGAGGCAGGCCAAAUUUCCCCACACAUGUGCCAUUGUCCUUAAUAGUUUCCCAGCUGUCAGAAUGCAGCCCACUUGACCCACUAAUGGCACCACCAACAGAAGGAAGAAAUAGAUGCCUUUCAUUCUUUCUUGCGCUACCUUCAUCUCAAAAGAAGUCCUCCAUCGUUGCCGGCAGCUGAUCUUCAGUGUCGUGAAAGAGCAGCAAGUGGUUAAUUAUUUGAUUUAUCAUUUUCAGUUCCAGGGGAAGGGAGACUUGUUCUUGGGAGUCUAGGAACAAAUGGAAGUUGCUUUAUAUCGAGUCAGACCGUUGGUUUAUCAAGCCAUUAUGUCUACACUGACUGGCAGAGGCUGUUAAGGGUUUUAGCUAGGGGACGUUCCCAGCCCUACCUUGAGAUACCAGGGAUUGAACCUGACACCUUCUGCAUACAAGGCACUUCCACUGAACUGCAGCCCUUCCUCAGUUUUCAGCCUCAGGUGCCAAAACACCUUGGCUGGUCUUUAAAUCCAGUAUUGUCUACUCUGUCUGGCAGCUCAAAAAUAAGACCUGUCCCUUCCAACAUCCAAUUUCACACAAUGGCCAACCAGGUUUCCGAGCACAAUUCAAAAUGUUGGUGCUGACCUUUAAAGCCCUAAACAGCCUCAGUCCUGUAUACCUGAAGGAGUGUCUCCACCCCCAUCGUUCAGCCCGGACACUGAGGUCCAGCUCCGAGGGCCUUCUGGCGGUUCCCUCCCAGUGAGAAGUGAGGUUGUAGGGAACCAGGCAGAGGGCCUUCUCGGUAGUGGCACCCACCCUGUGGAACGCCUUCCCAUCAGAUGUCAAGGAGAUAAAGAACUACCUGACUUUUAGAAGACAUCUGAAGGCAGCCCUGUUUAGAGAAGUUUGUAAUGUUUGAUGUUUUAUUGUGCUUUUAAUUCUGUUGGGAGCCUCCCGGAGUAUUAUUAUUAUUAUUAUUAAUAAUAAUAAUAAUAAUAAUAAUAGCACAGCUGUGGAGUCCAAAUCGGCUCACUGUGUUGGUUCCAGGCCUUCAAUCCCAAACAGCUCUGUGGGGUCUGAGGCGGAGGUUUUCCCCGUUACCUUACACUGGAUCCUUUUUAACUCGAAUGGUUCUGUCUAGUGAACUCUACUAUUGAGCUGUGGCCUCCUCAAAGUCAAAGUUCACAUCUCUGCUUAGAUCACUAGCUCUCCGUUGUGGUUCAUAAUCCAGGCUUACCUUCAACGGGAUGGUGUAAACACCAGAUGUGUGAAGCAUCUGAGGCGCUUGGACAUGGUUUGCUUAUGUUUCCCCAGGAGCUGGUGACUUUUGAAGAUGUGGCCUUGUAUUUCACGCAAGGGCAAUGGGCUUUGCUGGAUCCGAAUCAAAGAGCUUUGUACAGGGAAGUCAUGCAGGAGAAUUACAAUCAUGUCGCUUCCUUAGGUAAGGACCCCUUUGUUAGGGAUAUCUGAACAGAGAUUGCAUCCAUUAAUCUUCUUCUUUGGCGAUCACUCGGAGACGAGUAAGAUUGUCUUCCAUAAACACGGUUUUAACAAUGAGUCCGUAAGUGACUGUGGGGGCCAAUUUGGGAUCCACACUUCCUUCCACAGUGGGGACAUUGGUUUCUGGGCGGGAGUUGAUCACGGUGUGGAUUUGCCAAGCGUGCCUUCCUCUUAGGGCAUUUCUCCCUUGCGUCCUGAGUUUGAGUGUCUUCACAGCCCAUGACUGUUCUCCAAUUGGAGCGCUUUCAGGCAAGUGUAUCCCAAUUGUUGGUGUUUAUACUACAUUUUUUAAAGAUUUGCCUUGAGGGAGUCUUUAAACCUCUUUUGUUGACCACCAGCAUUACACUUUCCAUUUUUAAGUUUGGAACAGAGUAGUUGCUUUGGAAGACGAUAACCAGGCAUCUGCACAACACGACCAGUCCAACGAAUUUGAUGUUGAGGAAUCAUUAGCACAACAUGGAUCUAUACUUAAAGCCCGAAAUUCUACUCAAUAACAUCUUUUUAAAAACUCUUUGAUCAGGAUUUCCACUUCUCAAGCCUGGUUUGAUCUCCUGGCUUGAGGAAGAGCCAUGGUCUGCAGAACGGCUGGGUUUAGAGGAGACAGAGGCUCCCUCAGAACAGAGCGCAGGUGAGGGAAUGAAAAACAGAACUCAUAAAAUGUAUAUAUUUGUGCGAAAACUCCAGAGAUUUGUACCAAAUCUAGUUCUUCUCUUACUGGGUCAGAAAGCCAACCUUUGCAUGACCUUUGCCUCUGAAUGCCAAUUUCCUUACACUUUUCUCUUGAUCAGGGUUUCCUGAUGUGAUAAUAAAGCUGGAGGAAGAAGGGGGUCCAUGGAACCUGAAUCAGCAGGAAUCCAACACCUUCGCAGGUACCAAGAUCUACCUUUCUUUACCUGUCUCGAUUUUUUCCAUGUUAAAUGAACAGCUGUAAGUAAUUUUGCCUCAAGGGGACGCUUCUGCACAUUUCCCCAACACUCUUGUUUUUUUUUGCAAUAUUGUUUUUGCUGAGACUAACUUUUCUGAAGCCUGUGCAAUGUUGUUGUUGUUGCUAUCAACAUUAUUCCAGUACAGUCAUACCUCGUGUUGCAUUUGCUUCAUGAUACGUUUUUUCAGGUUGCAUCCUGCGGCGACCCGGAAGUACUGGAAAGGGUUACUUCUGGGUUUCGCUGCUCGCGCAUGUGCAGAUGCGCAAAAUGACGUCACGCGCAGAUGCGGGAAUCGCGACCCGCAGACGUGAGUUGCGUUCUGCUCAUGUUGCGAACGGGACUCCGAAACGGAUCCCGUUCGCAACCAGAGGUACCACUGUAACAGGAUGUUUGUGUUGUCACACUGCUUUGUAGCCAUUUCUUAAACAUUUUUAUUUAUUUUGGAAAAAGUAUUCACAGGCUGCCCCUUCAUGGAAAAAAAGCAGUGUACAACAAAAUGUACAAUUAGAAUAACAUACAAAAUUCAAUAAAAACAGGACAAAAUAGGCAUAAAGAUGAUCGGCUCACCUUGAAAAGAUUUAAACCACUGAAUAGGCCUGUUGACUUAAAAAGAUUCAGGUAGGUAGCCGUGUUGGUCUGACACAGUCAAAAUAUAUUUAAAAAAUAAAAAAAAAUGUCCAGUAGCACCUUAGAGACCAACUAAGUUUGUUCUUGGUAUAAGCUUUCGUGUGCAUGCACACUUCUUCAAAUACCGAGUGGGACAAUUUUUUAAAUUUUUUAAAUAUAUUUCAGCAUAAAAAGAGUGAGUGUGCCUGCUGCAUCUCUGCAGGAAGAGUGUUCCACAAUAUGGGGCCAGCAAUACUAAAUGUCCGAAUCCUAGCUGAAGCCACUCGGGCUUCCGAAACAUGGGGGACAAUUAAUAGUGCUCCACUGGACGGUGUCCGCGAUCACUGGGGGAAUCUAUAUUUACAUAUAUUUAAUUUGGAACGCAGUGAUCACAGCUUGUUGUUUUUGCACCUCGUUUUCUUCACCGCUUGCAUUUUUACUUCUAUACCCAUCCAACGUUCAGCUUCACAGGAUGCCGCAAGUUCUCGUGUUAAAAGAGAGGGAGGAAAACUCUUUACCUGCUUCCUCUGUUCUACAUGAUGUCAUCACCUUCUCUGUUUGUCUCGCCUUUUUUUAUCCUGACUCAGGACUUCCUGGCGUUCUGAUAAAGCAAGAGCGAGAAGAGGAACCAGGGGUCUUGGAUGAUCAGAGAACUGAGGAACGGCCCAGUGCUGCUGGCGACCAGUCGGGUGAGGGAGCAGUUCAUCUACAAUUCCUGGAGUGGUUUAACAGUCAAUCCUUCUUCCCAGGGAAUUCUGGGAAUUGCAGCUCUGUGAGGGGAACGGGGGCUUCCUAACAGCUCUCAGCACCCGUAACCAACCACAGUUCCCAGGAUUCCUUGGGAAAAGCCACAACUUUAUAAAUGACAUGAUACUGCUUCAAAUGGAUAUAGUGCUGAUGGGGCCUCACUCUCUGUUCUAAUAGCAACAAAAGAAAAGUUGGUGUCUUUUUUUUAUAAAAAAAAGCUAGAUGGUCACACCUCACAUUCUCCUCUUUCCGCUGACUCAGGGUUUCCUGGUGUGAUAAUAAAGGUGGAGCCGAAAGAGGAACCCUGCGUCCCUGUGCUCCACCCAGGUAAGAGAUGGGUUCAAGUGGCUCAUGAUCCACAGUCAAUAUGUUUUGAACCUAGUUUGGUUGUCAUUUUCCAGGCCAAUGAUAUUCACACUGAUUGUAAUAAAAAAAGGAGACCAUUUUCUCUUAAAGCAAUGUAGGGAGUUGCCUUAUAGCACCGCAGACCAUUAAUAAUAAUAAUAAUAAUAAUAAUAUCCCGCCCUCCCCAGCCGAAGCCGGGCUCAGAGCGGCUAACAACAAUGAAAGUAACACAGUUUACAUAAAAUCACAAUCAACUGUGGCCCUGUGGAACGCCAUCAGAUGUCAAAGAAAUAAACAACUACCUGACUUUUAAACAUCUGAAGGCAGCCCCGUUUAGGGAAGUUUUUAAUGUUUGAUGUUUUAUUGUGUUUUUAACAUUCUAUUGGGAGCCGCCCAGAGUGGCUGGGGAAACCCAGCCAGAUGGGCGAGGUAUAAAUAGUACAUCGUCGUUGUCAUCAUCAUCAUCAUCAUUAUUAUUAUUAUUAAUUAGUGCUUUUUUCCUAAAAAAUGUUUAGGGGUACUCUCAUUUUGACUCACGAAAAUCACCAUUUUAUAGUUCAAAUUGGGAAAAAUAAAUACAGUAAAUGGACAAAAGUACAAAGAUUCAUAAAAUGUUUAGAGGGAUGCGUACCCCUGCACCCCCCCCCCGAAAAAGCAUUGAUGAUGAUGAUGAUGAUUAGUAGUACUGCUAUCUUUCUCUUAAUAGGCGGCAGGUGUGAGGAAAAAGGAGAAGAGGGUCUUCCAGGAAGCGCUCACCUAGUGGCAGCAAACAAAAUAUCCUUAGGAAUUACCGAAGGGAGCGUUUCACAGUACCAAGACAUCGCCGAGAACCGAGGCAGAAAAGAGAGGCAUCAGAGAAAUGACCUGGGAGAGAGAUCAGGAAGGGCUUUACCUUGUCAGGGAGGUGAAAAAAGUGAAACCAAAAUGCAAAAGAAAAUUCACAAGUAUGGGAGAACUCUUCAAAAAGGAGAGAAACAUCAUAAACAAUUAGGUUGUGAGAAGAGAAUGAAUGGGAGCUACUGCCUGCUUUCUCAGAGCAAAGGCCGCAAAGGAGAAAAAGUUCAUGCUUGUUCAGUCUGUGGUAAAAGCUUCAAGUGGAAAAGUAACCUGAUUAUCCACGAAAGAAUCCAUACAGGAGAGAGGCCGUACGCAUGCUCAAUCUGUGGUAAAAGCUUCAGCAAAAGAUCGUACCAUGCUGUCCAUGAGCGAAUGCACACGCAAGAAAAAACAUACACUUGUUCAGUGUGUAAUAAGAGCUUCAUCCAUAAAGUCAGCCUUAGGAGGCAUGAACAAGUCCACACAGGAGAGACCCCGUAUAAAUGCUCAAACUGUGGGAAGGGCUUUAGUCAGAAAUGUAACCUCCUUUCACAUGAAAGAAUCCACACAGAAGAAAGGCCUUACCCGUGUUCAUUCUGCAGCAAAAGUUUUAAACGAAGAUCAAACCUCAACAGCCACAAAGUCAGCCAUACGGGAAUAAAAACAAAUAUGUGCUCGAUCUGUGGUAAAAGCUUCAGUCAUAGAUCAAACCUUGUUAGCCAUGAAAGAACUCACACUGGAGAGAAACCGUUUUCAUGCACAAUCUGUGGUAAAUGUUUCGCUGACAGAACACAUCUUAUUAAACACGAGAGAACUCAUACAGGUGAGAAACCAUAUAUGUGCUCCAUCUGUGGGAACAGCUUUAGCCACAAAUCAAAUCUGGUUAGCCACGAAAGAACCCACACAGGGGAAAAACCAUACCCGUGCUCAGUUUGUGGCAAAAGUUUCACAGAUAGAGCAUAUCUUCUUAAACACCAGAGAACUCAUACAGGAGAUAAACCAUUCAAAUGCUCUGUCUGUGGGAAGAGCUUCAGUCGUAAGGAUUACCUUAUUAGACACAAGAUCAUCCAUACCGGAGAGAAACCAUACAUGUGCUCAGUUUGCGGGAAGAGUUUCAUGUGGAAAAGUUACCUGUCUAUCCAUGAAAGAAUCCACACAGGAGAGAAACCGUAUACAUGCUCUUUCUGUGGUAAAAGCUUCAGUGAAAAAUCGUACUACAUUGUACAUGAACAAAUGCAUACAGCGGAAAAAAUACAUGCUUGUUCAGUCUGUAGUAAAAGCUUUGUUCAUAAAGUAAGCCUUAUCAGACAUCAGCAAGUCCACUCGGGUGAGACACCACAUAAAUGCUCGGUUUGUGGGAAAGGCUUCAGUCAAAAAUGUAGCCUUAUUUCACAUGCAAAAAUCCACACAGAAGAAAGGCCUUUCACAUGCUCCUUCUGCGGCAAGAGCUUCAAGCGAAGGUCAAAUCUCACCAGUCACGAAAGAAUCCAUACGGGAGAGACCCCCUAUGUGUGCUUGGCCUGUGGCAAAAGCUUUAAUUGUAAAGCACAUCUUCUCGGACAUGAGAGAACUCAUACAGGGGAGAAACCAUAUUCAUGCCCGGUUUGUGGGAAAAACUUCGGUAACAAGUCACAGGUGGUUAUACACGGGAGAAUACAUACAGGAGAAAAACCAUAUACUUGUUCACACUGUGGGAAAAAGUUCAAGCACAGGACAAGCUAUACCGAGCAUCAAAAAAUCCACACGGAAGAGAAACCGUUCAUAUGCUCAGCCUGCGGCAGGAGCUUCAGUCGGAAGGAGCACCUGAUUAUCCACGAGAGAAUCCACACGGGAGAGAAGCCAUAUUCAUGCUCGGCCUGUGGGAAAAACUUCAAGCAGGAGUCAAGCCUUACUUCACAUGAGAGAAGCCACUUGGCCGAAAAGCCACACUCGUGUUCCACCUGUGGCAAAACUUUCAAGAAUCAAGUAUACCUGAGGAGACAUGAAAAAAUUCAUAUGAGAUAAAGGACGAGGGUGGCGCUGUGGGUUAAACCACAGGCCUAGGACUUGCUGAUCGGAAGGUCAGCGGUUCGAAUCCCUGCGAUGGGCUGAGCUCCCAUUGCUCGGUCCCUGCUCCUGCCAACCUAGCAGUUUGAAAACACGUCAAAGUGCACGUAGAUAAAUAGGUACCACUCCGGCGGAAAGGUAAAUGGCGUUUCCAUACGCUGCUCUGGUUCGCCAGAAGUGGCUUAGUCAUGCUGGCUACAUGAUCCAGAAGCUGUAUGCCGGCUCCCUCGGCCAAUAAAGCGAGAUGAGCGCCGCAACCCCAGAGUCGGUCAUGACUGGACCUAAUGGUUAGGGAUCCCUUUACCUUUACCUUUAUGUUUGAAAAGCCUCAAAAGGAGCUUCUCAUCCUCGUCAGACUUUAUUUAAGCAUCAGAAAGGUGAGGGUUGGGGUGUGUCACGAGAUACGGAAGACGUUAAGGCACAGACGUGACCCAGAAACCCAUACCAGAGACAGAAAUAAUACAUGCAAUAUUUAAUAAAGCACCAGUAACCUUUUUUCUCCCAAUGAUCUAUAGUAUUGGACUUAACAGUGCUGUUGUGAAUACAUUUCAAUAUUUCAAACUUUUCCUAGGUUUGAAUUUCCUAGCUUCAUCUCAUAGUCUGAAGACUAAUUGCCACCCGCUUCGGCUUCCAGAUCUGCUUUUUCGAACAUUUUCAUCAAUUCCAGAGCACGUUCGUUUUUGUAGCUGUAUGAAGAACACUUGGUUUAGCUGCAGAUGUGUCGUAAAAUAUAACGUAUUGAAUAAAGAAUUUUAGAAACUUGGUUUUUUGUUUACCCAGGGAUGCAGAGGUGUAGUUCUAAUGUUCUGUCAUCUGUGAACGAUGAAAGUACAGGGCUAAGUUAUAUUUUCAGCCUGCUCUCCAUAGCACAGCCAUACACAGAAUGGGGCACUGACCCACCAACUCCAAUCUCCCCUCAGCCAGCCCCCACCUGCCUGGCACAGACUGCCAGCUGCCUCCUCCUUAGUCUCAAUGUUGCCCUUGGAGAAAGCUGGGAAGAUGAUGGGGGCAAAAGCUAGAAUUACUUGGCUCGGCCUUGUCAUUGGCUCUCUGGCUCCACCUACUGUUAGCCUCCGGCUUUUCACCCUACCAGUUCCAACAGCCA
Podarcis lilfordi (Lilford's wall lizard) is the source of this 11788-nucleotide messenger RNA. Lineage: Eukaryota; Metazoa; Chordata; Lepidosauria; Squamata; Lacertidae. The record is from the annotation of a GenBank genome assembly.